UUAUUAUCGCCGCCUGCUCUCUCCACAAUCAUUUCACAGCAAGAGAGGACCGCGACACACCGUCCUGGGGGAGGAGGAUGAGACACGUUUGACUCGGAAAAAAAAAAAAAACUCAUGGAAAUAGUGGAAUUACUCUGAAUUUUUUACUUCGAGAUCGUGAACAACGUUUUGUUAUGAUGAGAGCGUGAGCUGGUUCACAGCUGAUUUACUUAAAUACUUUCAUACUGAGAAAGAGCUCAACUGGUCUUUAGAGAGAAUAGCAACGUACACAAAGCAGCAUGUCGUCCACUGAAGAGCCGUCUGGCACGGUCCUGCACCGGCUCAUCCAGGAGCAGCUCCGCUAUGGAAACCCCACAGACACUCGUACCUUAUUAGCCAUCCAGCAGCAGGCCCUGCGCGGAGGCAGUGGAAGCAACAGUGGACCCAGCAGUGGAGGCGACAUGGGCAGGAGCCCACGAUCCUCUUUGGAGAGUCUUACCCAGGAGGACCCUCAGUUCCCUCAGCUCUCUGCGAGGCAGGAGCCUCAGGGCCAGGAGCACCAAGGAGACUACCACCACUCAGAGAGUGGCUACCAGCUCUACCAGCUGCACGGGGAAGAGCUGCCAACCUAUGAGCAGGCCAAGGCUCAGUCUCAGUAUCUGGCCUCUCACUGGGCCUCUACAGGCCCCAUCAGGCAGCUCCAUGAGGAGAAGCUCCUGCACGAGGGGGCCUUCCACGAGGAGGCAGACUUGAUGGAGCUGAAGUGCAGUCAUGUGCGGUCACUCAGUGAGCAUCGCAUGCAGAUAUCUCUGGAGAGGAAUGAUGCGGCUGCCAAAGCAGAGGCCAUCAAGAGCACCUCUCACAGCUACCCAGAGCUACCUUACUACACCCCACAAGCCCUCCAGAACACAGGGCCGAGCCUGGGAAAACGCAGCCCUCCUCCAGAGUACUCAGCCCCCAUUCAGGGCCAAGGAUUUAUCCCUCACCAGGUCCAGGAGCCAGUGCAGGCGCAGCAGCACAGGUAUGUCCAGUCUGCCCAGCCAGCCGACAUCCCCUGCUACAACACUUUCACCAGCCUGCCACCUGCUGGCUUGGAGGAGCCCAACCAGGUGGAGCUCCUGCUGAUGGAGAAUGAAAGGCUGAGGCAAGAGCUGGAGGCACAGAGGGAGAAGACUGGCCGUAUUCACAAGUUGGAGCAGGAGAUCCAGCGUAUUUCGGAGGCCUAUGAGACGCUGAUGCAGGGCAGCAGUAAGAGAGAAAACCUGGAGCAGACUCUGAGGAGGAGGCUGGUGGCUGAGAUCAGGAGGCUGCAGGACUUCAACAGAGACCUUAGAGAAAACUUGGAAAAUGCCAGAACGCACGUUGCGAAAGAAGUAGAAGCAGCCGAUCACAACCAGCACAUCAUGGCGAAACUCCUUGAGCAGAAUGAGGAGCAGAACUUUGAGCGGGAGCGUGUAGAGCGAGAACUGGAGCGGUUGCGAGCCACAGCGGAGGAGCAGAGCCUCAGGGCGAAGCGACUUGAGGAGGCCCUGGAGGCAGCUCGAGGACGCGGUCGCCAGCUGGAGGAGGAGUUGAGGAGGAAGAGGGCUUAUGUGGACAAGGUGGAGAGGCUUCAGAGUGCGCUGGCUCAGCUACAGUCCACCUGUGAGAAGAGGGAGAGCCUGGAGAUGAAACUGAGGACGCGACUAGAGCAGGAGCUGAGGAGUCUGAGGGCGCAGCAGAGGCAGUCCCAGCCGCCAGGAGUGACCAUGAGCUCCCUCCAAGAGCGUCUGCAUGAGCGGGAGGAGCGAAUCCUGGCCCUUGAGGCCGACAUGGUGCGCUGGGAGCAGAAGUACCUGGAGGAGAGCACCAUGAGGCAGUUCGCCAUGGAGGUGGCUGCCACCGCCGCUGCCCAGAGAGACACCACCAUCAUUAACCACUCGCCCUGCCACUCUUCUAACAACAGCUUCAACGAGGAGCUGCCAGUUGCUGACUACAGGAAUCAAGAGAUGGAAAACAGGAUCCGUGCUCUUUACGCUCAGAUCUUAGAAAAAGAUGCUGUGAUCAAGAUCCUCAACCAGCGGCUGCACCAGGACCAGGGGCGGAGGGACGAGCAAAGUCCCCGGACAAACCUCCUGAACGCAGCGGGGGCACCUCUCCGGCCCGCCUCCUCCACUCCCUCCAUCAGCACCAUCAAGAGCAACACAAAGAGCAGAGGUAAGAGUCUUUCAGAUGAUCAGACUUUGCCCAACCGUCAGUUCUCCGCUCAGUCCGAACCUGGGACGCUAGAGCGGCAGGUGGAGGGAACCAAAGCCAAAGAGGCUGCCAGCACAACUAAGCUCCACAGUGACAAGGCAGCUCCUAAGAAGCUGCUAUUAAACCCUUUCAGAGGCCUGGAAGAGUUGGAGUCGGAGGCCGUGGAAAUCUUCAUUUAAAGAACUGAGAAGUGGAUUUUAAAUGAGGAAAAAAAAAAAAAACAAUUCUGAGAAUCUGUGAAGAGUGCAAGUAUUUGAAUAGCGAAUGGAAGAAAAUAUUGGAUGCAAGAAUGUUGUGGAAAGAGGCCAAAGCACAGGAAAAAAAGGACUUUUCACAUUUUAGAGACAGAGCUGUGCUCCGACUCACUUACUCUCACUAAGCUGGGCAGCUGCAGGCAGUCGGCCCGGCUGGGUGAGAAAAGAUGAAUCCUCUGAGGUACUUGGACAGUAUUGUGGAUUGUAAUAGGGCAACAUGUUCUCAGAGAGUGUAUGCCAAAAUAUUUAUAUAAAUAUAUAUAUAAUUGC
This is a messenger RNA of Seriola aureovittata, 2738 nucleotides long. RefSeq names its product angiomotin like 2b (gene amotl2b). The record is from RefSeq and is a predicted model, not a curated record. Lineage: Eukaryota; Metazoa; Chordata; Actinopteri; Carangiformes; Carangidae. Gene Ontology annotation, cellular component: plasma membrane; bicellular tight junction; cytoplasmic vesicle. The transcript has 11 exons. Gene Ontology annotation, biological process: regulation of cell migration; establishment of cell polarity involved in ameboidal cell migration; actin cytoskeleton organization. Bases 279 to 2393 code for a protein of 704 amino acids.